GUAAGGAGCUACACCUACCAUAACCCUUUCCUUUUUAGCCUUUGUUUCCUUCUCCCCUCUCCUUUCAAACUUUUCCCUUCCCUUCCCUUCUAUCUCUCUCUCUCUCUGCUCUCCCCCGUUUCCUUUCACUAAGGUUUUCCCAAGAAAAAUCUACUCAAAUUUCCCAGAAUUCGCUUCUCUUCACUUUUUCCAGAAAAAUUAAGCUCAAAAUUCACAAGUUUGUAUUCACCAUGAUGGAACCCAACUUCGCCGAUGACUUGGAUUGCGGAUUCUUCGAUCAAAUUGACGACCUGCUUGACUUUCCCAACGAGGAUGUCGACGCUGGUCUGUCGGCUGCCGAUUCCGCUGCCUUUCCGAGCAUUUGGGCCGCCCAGUCCGAGUCAUUGCCUGGUUCUCAUCCCGUCUUCUCCAACAAUGGCAACUCUGACCUCUCCGCUGAAUUCUCUGUUCCGUAUGAUGAAAUUGUUCAAUUGGAAUGGCUGUCGAAUUUUGUCGAUGAUUCCUUCUCUGGAGGAAACUUGAUGAUUAACAAUAAGGAAGAUUCAUCCCACCGUAAGUUCCAGUCUUCGAGUCCAGUUUCCGUCCUCGAAAGCAGCAGCUCCUGCUUGGUAGAGAAACCAGAGACCGAAACGGCCCCACGCAGCCCGGAAACGGUUGCCACCGGAAAGCGAGGACGUGCUCGGAGCAAACGUCCCCGCCCGACAAUGUUCAAUCCUCGCUCAAUGCAACUCAUCUCCCCCACAUCCUCAGUGAAUGAGAAUGACUCCGCUACCCAUCAUUUGCUUCCCCCUAAGGUUCCAUCUGAUUCCGAGAAUUAUGCAGAGUCCCGGCUUCAGAUCAAAAUUCCGAAGCAGUUUAACCUGGAGCAUAAGAAGAAGAAGAAAAUGAAGAUGCCUAAUCCAUCUCUUUCUGCUGCUUCUGGGGAUGGAAAUCAGAAUCCACCAUCUCAAGCCGUUAGGAAAUGUAUGCAUUGCGAGAUAACAAAGACACCACAGUGGAGGGCAGGGCCAAUGGGACCAAAAACCCUUUGCAAUGCUUGUGGUGUGCGGUACAAGUCCGGCAGGCUCUUCCCUGAGUACCGGCCGGCUGCUAGUCCAACAUUCGUUCCAUCCAUUCACUCCAAUUCGCAUAAGAAGGUGCUCGAGAUGAGGACCAAAAUUUGCACUGCAACAGCAUUCGUCGACAACUCACCAGAGUUGAUCCCAAAUAACUCCAAUCCUGCAAUGAAUUACAUUUGAUGAGACACCAUGCAAGUCCCAUUUGGCAUCUCUGUUUCCCUCCCCUCUUUUGUCCUUUCAAUAUUAUUUCUUUUUCCUUUUUCAUUGGUUGUUUUUUGUACAGGGUUGAAAUGGGGGAAGAACAAGAGGAAUUAGAUGAGCAGCAUUUUAGCUUAGUAGAGAGGGGGGAAUUGAGAAAAAUGAGUAGAGAAAUUUGAAGGGUAGCAAAGUUGUAGGUUUUAGUGAUGGAGUAGAGUCUUUAAGAUUAUAUUAGUCUGUUCUGUCUUCCUUUUUUGUAUUCUUUCUUCGUGUUUCCUUCACAGGGGAAUUCUUUUUGCAGUUCAUUUGUUAGUAGACAUAUUCCGAAAUUGAGUAAUGAAAUUUGACAACUUAUUUCCAUUUAUGUAGUUACUCUCUGCUUUGCAGUUUCCACUUUAC
Rubroshorea leprosula is the source of this 1655-nucleotide messenger RNA. The record is from the annotation of a GenBank genome assembly. Lineage: Eukaryota; Viridiplantae; Streptophyta; Magnoliopsida; Malvales; Dipterocarpaceae.